This is a messenger RNA of Ectocarpus siliculosus, 816 nucleotides long. The record is from the annotation of a GenBank genome assembly. NCBI's taxonomy places the organism in Eukaryota, Phaeophyceae, Ectocarpales, Ectocarpaceae.
AUGGCUUCCUCUGGAAAGUACCCGAGGAAGGUGACGGUCAGGUUCAAGAAGCUCGAGGAGAAGUCGCUUUGGAACUACGUCUCCCUCCACAGCAUCGACCUCGAAGGUCAGAUACGCCCAAGCAAAGAAGAGCUGGAGAUCAUCUGCGCAGAGCACUUCGCUCAGUGGGAGGUGGACGAGGAGAAGGUGGUGGAGUCAUGGAUCGCUCACAUGGACACUGACCGGGACGUCCGAGAACUGGGCGCCGUCAAAAAGCGCAACAACUCGGAGUUUUCUCCGUACGGUCCAUAUGGGCACGGAGAAGCUCCCGCGUUCGGGGGCGGUAGGGGGGGAGGGUUUGGGGGAAGCGGUUGCCCCUUGGACAUGGAAGGCGGCGUCCGCGGAGUCGUGCCUUCGGGGGAGCAGGUAGCGGCGAAGGUUACCAACACGAACGAAAACGGAUCUUGGAUUCUGGCGGAGAUAAUCCGCUACCUCGCGGGUCGUGCUUGCUACGAGGUGAAGGACGCAGAUGACCCCCUGAAGCAGAUAGAGGUGCCCGACAACAACGUCAUCCGCCUCAGGGAAGGCGGCCAAGGCUUCGCCAAGGGGGACGACGUACUGGCGGUGUUCCCGGACACAACGAGCUUCUACCGGGGCACCAUCAGCAAGCAACCCGUUCGGAAGGCGGGGCUGGUCGCCGAGCUUGUGGUUCAGUUCGAAGACGACGCGGAUCAAGACACGGGGAAGACCCCCCAUCGCAGGAUCAACUCCAAGCUCGUCCUCGCGCAGCCUGGCGGGCACUACGUGGUCUUGGCCAAAAGAAGGACGCCAACGUAA